UAUCCAGGGCCAGAAGUUCAGUACCAUUUUGUAAAUAUUGAUGUCAAAAUUUCAACUAAGCUCACCUUCCACUUUCUGUCCUCUCAAAUGGUGACAAGCAAUGUUGAAGCCUAUUACCCUUCCCUAGCACAGCAGUACAACAAUGGCUACAGGCUGCUCACAUUUUGUCACAUCCCUGGCCAGGUAAACAAACAAAACAAGUGAGAUUGUUACUUAAUUUUAGAAGCUAUUUGGAUCAUAAUGCAAGCAUUUAGUGAGUUUUUCUGCCUCAACAACUUCCAUAUACACAGUUUUGAAUAAAUAGACUUAAUUGAGAUUCCCUGACUUUACCACAUAUUUAAUUCAGAACUAUCUGUAACAUGUGAACCUAUUGGAGUGAAUUCAAUGUUUUGCAAAAUGCUUGCCUAUCUUGAAAGGGUUACCAGAAAUUUGAUCGAAAGAAAUUUCGUCGACGGUAAAUUGAUCUACGGUAAUUUGAUCGAAUCUUUUUUUCGGUUCACAAGUUAAAUUUGUUUUCAAAUUUCUUUUUGAACGCACUAUACUAUACAGUAAAACAAAAUAAUGCGUUCAAAAAGAAAUUUGAAGCAAAAUUGUAACGUAAGUACUGAAAAAAAGAUUCGACCAAAUUUCUGUUCGAUCAAAUUACCAUCGAUCAAUUUACCGUCGACGAAAUUUCUUUCGAUCAAAUUUCCGGAUAUGUCUUGAAAGAAAAUAUUUUCUUUUUAUCACUAUUCUGUCUACUAUUCUCCAAUUAUUACCUAUCACGUUCAGUAAGCCUCACAAACAGAAAUGAACUUAAAAUGGUCUAAGACUAUUAUUUCUCAAAAUGUGUUUGUUCUGAGCUCACUUAAAAAUUUUUUGUUCACCUCCCUGUUAUUAAUUUAAAAACAACUCUUUUAUGUCUAAGAAAUAUGCUGUUGGUCCCUGGGGGCCAUAAAUUUCCAGGCCAUUGGAAAAUGCUGGACUUCUCUUAAAAAUCAGGUGCACUCUUCAAACAUGACUGAGUGUACCACAAAGGUUGUUUUCAGAAGAAAGUAGAUAUACUCUACCAAACUUAGCUUUUACGAGCGAGUAACUUUGCCUGUUCAGUUUUAUAAUCUCAGAAAUUAAAUCAUGUCUGUAUAUAUUUUCAUAAUGAAAUAAAACCUUAACUUUCUGUUUAUUCAAAGCUCCAGAAUUCAGAAAGCUAUGGUAAGACCAACAUUUUAGGGAAAGGAAUUAAGCAAGCUGUGCCCUACCAGUGGCUGACAACUGUAUUUUUAAAUUUGAUAAAUUGUCUUAAGUAAAUUAAUAUGUUCAUCAUUACCAAUGUUGUCCCUUUACAUUUGCUUGCUCUCAUAGCAGGGUUUUGUGUGUUGUUUUUUUUUUUUCAAUUUUUAAAAUGAGCACGUUCUUUCCUUUUUAUAUUUAACAGUGUGAAAAUAUUUAUUGCACAUAAAUUUUAUUAUGAAAGGUAAAGGUCAGAAUGUAUAAAUUCUUCUUAAUAUUCUUAAAUAACUUUAUGACGAGGAAUAGUUCUUUUUUGUUAAAUUAUUUAAAUUUUUUAAUAAUUUGUUACAUUUUUUAUUUCUCAGUCAAGGUCAGUGGCCAUGUUUGCAAAUGGCAUCCCAAUGCAAUUUCAGGCCAUUUUUUGUAAAUAUCCUGACAGCCCAGCCAAAGGAAAAUUUCAUCUCAGUAUUGAAAAAUCUGUUAUUCAGCCACAAAAUGUUUGGAGUGGAAUAGUAAGUGCACGUUCUGAGGCAGUUACAGAUACAAGUCAUUUGAUUGAAACCAUUGCGACAAAGGCCCAAGCUGGAGCACGACUAGUUUGCAUUGAACUGACUGGGGAGGAAGAAUAUCAAGCAAGUUUUAAUUUACCUCAAAAAAUGCCAAGUAAGAUCUAUUGAUGUUUAAAGUUAAAGCUUAUGUUGUUACUCCUUGGGCAGUAGAGGGUGAAAUUUUGUUUUUUAAUUUAACCAAAAAAUUAAAUCAAGUUUUAAAAAAUGUUAUGUCUGGACUGAGAUGAAGUUUUUAUAAACAAAAUAUAUUACCUGUUGGUUAUUAUUAAAUAUUAUUGAAAAAAUGAAUGUGAAAUAUGUCAUUGGCAAAGUAAGUAAUACAUAGUUAUAUUGACCGUGGGGUAAAUUAAAUACAUUUUAAUAAGUAAAGUAAUUUUGUGUGUGCACGUUUUAAGGUUCCCUACUAGAAAAGAUAUACAGUCAAGAAAUGCAUUUUCUGAUAAUUAUGCAAAGCUUGUUAGUCAACUGCUUUGUAAUGUUCUUAAUGACUUUAAUUUUUUAAAGCUUUUGCUAUUGAAAUAAAAAAACUUUUCUAAAAUUGUAAUAUUUAUGCUUUUUUUUUUUACAUUUUAUUAUGAUAAUGUACAUCCUUUAUUGAGAUAGUACCAGUGCUUUAAUACUAUUACAUUAUAACACCCCUUUAUGGUAUUGUAAUAUUAUUACAUUGUUUACCCCCUAUCAUUAUCAUUAUGUUGUGAUUGGAUUACAUUGUAUUUCACAUUUUUUGUGUGUCUUUUUAAUUAUUUUUUUUGCAAUGAUAGCUUUAACAUGCGUCCACAGUUUUAGGAGUAGAUAUUUUCUUUGAAAUCCCCAAUGAUGCCCCAAAAGAACUCUACAUCUACAAUGUUGUGUCCUCACCUGUAACAAUCAAGUACAGUUUUGGAAUGAGGCCGGCCCCAAAAGUGAUUUGUGAUUGGCAGGAAUUAUUAGACAAACAUCUUUCCUUAGGCUAUAGGCUUGUUGAUAUAUUCAUAGACGGCACUCAGAGCACUCAGGUAAAAUGGUGUGUUUAAUGAGGACUUAACGUGAGUAGAACAUUUUAAUUGCUUAAGUAUUACAGUUAGAAUAAAAUUUAGUUUAAAUUUUGUUUAAUUUCAUUUGUCUAUAAUGACCAGAUUCUUUUUUAUAAAAUACAACCUGGGUUUGGGUGUCUGCUCUACCCUGUAUUUAAUGCCGUGAUGCAAAAUACUUACUUUUUAAAAAUUGGAUCAUUUAUUGAAAUAUUCCUUUAAAGGCUUUCAGUACUGAAGUAACUAAGAACACCCAGUGGUUUUUCGAGAAGCCCCUUUCCCAAGUGAAUGAUAACACACCAGCUUAUCAGGGAACAGUUGUUGAGCACAAAGUAAAAAUAAUGCAGGGUGGCAUUCAUGGAUCUAAAACUAUAACCGAAUGGGAAACUGUGAUGGAGGUAAAUAAGAUAUAA
Messenger RNA from Lymnaea stagnalis (great pond snail), 3201 nucleotides. The record is from the annotation of a GenBank genome assembly. Lineage: Eukaryota; Metazoa; Mollusca; Gastropoda; Lymnaeidae.